Molecule: messenger RNA, 429 nt
Organism: Penaeus vannamei (Pacific white shrimp)
Lineage: Eukaryota; Metazoa; Arthropoda; Malacostraca; Decapoda; Penaeidae
Source: RefSeq, a predicted model, not a curated record
AUGCUGACCCCAGCCAGUCCCAGAGCCAGACCCCAGACCAGAGCCAGUCCCCUGAGCCAGUCCCCCAGAGCUAGUGCUCCGAGCCAGAGCCAUCCCCAGAGCCAGACCCCAGACCCCAGAACCAGUCCCCCAGAGCCAGUCCCCCAGAGCCAGAGCCAGACCCCAGACCCCAGUCCCCAGACCCAGUCCCAGUCCCCAGUCCCCCAGACCCCAGCCCCCAGCCCCCCAGAGCCCCAGAACCCAGCCCCCAGACCCCAGACCCCAGAGCCAGUCUCCAGUCCCCCAGACCCAGACCCCAGUCCCCCAAGUCCCCCAGACCCCAGACCCCAGUCCCCCAGGACCCCCAGUCCCCCAGACCCCAAUCCCUUACAUUUCCCUUCCGCGCGAGACCCGUCCGUCUGUUCUGGCGCCCCAAAAGCAGACGCGUAG